UGUUCACUUUUGGAUUUUACAUUAGCAGUUGAUGUCAUUAAAGAUGUCCGCAGCAAAGAAAAGUGUAUGUGUUAUUGGCGCAGGUCCAUGUGGAAUGUCAGCACUAUAUCACUUUGGCAACACGGAUGGCGGGAAAGAUGUUGAUGUCGUCUGCUACGAAAAGCAAAGCACCUGGGGAGGACUUUGGAAUUUUUCGUGGCGUACAGGAAAUGAUGAAUUUGGAGAACUUUGCCACAAUGGUAUGUACAAGAAUCUGUGGUGUAACUCGCCGAAGGAGACAAUAGAGUUCCCGGAUUAUACAUAUGAGGACCACUUUGGUAAAGCCAUACCAUCAUAUCCUCCCAGGCCAGUACUGAGAGAUUAUCUAGAAGGUAGGAGUUACAGAAAAAGCUUCAUUUAUAGUUCUAUCAUCCCAGCAUUUGGGGGGGUUAAAUUCAAAUGUAAUUCUUUCUCGUUUAUGGAAGAUGAGUUGAGACUCCAAUCUUCUUUGUCAAUGUACCCGGACAACCUGUACAAGGGAACCCUGUGGCUGGGUGGUGGAGGCAACAAACUCUUCUACAUGGGCAUCCAAGACCAAUACUACAGUUAUACUAUCUAUGACGCCCAGGGACUGUGGACAUGCAAGUACAUUCUCGGACAGAUACCGAACGAACCGAAAUCCAUGCAUGAGAUGAAAGUCAGUGUCAAAGAAUGGCGGGGAAAAUGUUCCAAACUAAAAUCAGUCCACGACGAUAUCGACUUUCAGACGGAAGUCCUCACUGACUGGUGUAAAGAUACAGGGUACCCUACCGACGCCACCAAAGCUGGUAAAUUGCUGCACGAAUGGGAACAACACAAAGUUGAGAAUAUUGUUACCUACAGGGAUCAGUGUUUCACAUCGGUGUUUACAGGGACAAAAUCACCUAAACAUUCUGUUCCGUGGUGGAAAGCGUUCGACGAUAGUAUUGAUGCCUUUGUGAAAUAAAAACAGUGAUGUAAAACAGUGAAGUAAAUACAGUGAACAAUAUAUUUUCAACAUUUGUUCAAUGUUACUUUCUUUCUCGUUCAAAGAGGAAUUGGUUGAACUUGAACUGAAAUGGACUUUGAGCAUAUAUUGAAGGAUAUUGGUUGUUUAUAGACAGAGUUAGUUAUGAGAUAUACCAGAUUUUCUAGUUAGUUGUAUAACCAUCAUGUAUCCCAUCAAAUAUAUUUGCUGUUUAUAUAUGCAUGUCAAGA
Mercenaria mercenaria is the source of this 1215-nucleotide messenger RNA. RefSeq lists its product as uncharacterized. The record is from RefSeq and is a predicted model, not a curated record. Gene Ontology annotation, molecular function: flavin adenine dinucleotide binding; NADP binding; N,N-dimethylaniline monooxygenase activity. Bases 32 to 964 code for a protein of 310 amino acids. The transcript has 4 exons. Lineage: Eukaryota; Metazoa; Mollusca; Bivalvia; Venerida; Veneridae.